AUGCCGGCUCCACUCAUGCUCAAAAGGGGCAGAGCCGGGGUCCGCCAGCACCCCCCCCAACCCCCCGUGGGCGGCCCCUUCACUCCCUUCGCCUUCCCUUCUGUCCUAGGCUCCUUCAAUGGCGCCUUGUCCACCGUUCCCGUCCAUGACCUGGGCUCAACUGUCAUCAAGGAAGUCCUGAAGCGGGCCGCUGUGGCCCCCGAAGAGGUGUCGGAGGUCGUUUUUGGACACGUUUUGGCAGCAGGUUGUGGGCAGAAUCCGGUUCGACAAGCCAGUGUGGGAGCAGGGAUCCCCUACUCUGUUCCAGCAUGGAGCUGCCAAAUGAUCUGUGGGUCAGGCCUCAAGGCCGUGUGCCUUGCAGCCCAGUCGAUUCGGAUAGGGGACUCCAGCAUUGUGGUUGCAGGAGGCAUGGAAAAUAUGAGCAAGGCUCCUCACCUGGUUCACUUGAGGACAGGAGUCAAGAUUGGGGAAACACCACUGACUGACAGUAUUCUCCAUGAUGGACUUACAGAUGCAUUUCACAACUACCACAUGGGCAUUACAGCUGAAAAUGUAGCCAAAAAAUGGCAAGUGAAUAGAGAAGAUCAGGACAAGUUGGCAGUUCUGUCCCAGAACAGGACGGAGAGCGCACAGAAAGCUGGCCACUUUGACAAAGAGAUUGUACCAGUGUUUGUGCCUUCUAGAAAAGGUCUUAUUGAAGUUAAAACAGAUGAGUUUCCUCGCCAUGGGAGCAACAUAGAAGCCAUGUCUAAACUAAAGCCUUACUUCCUUACGGAUGGGACAGGAACAGUGACUGCAGCUAAUGCUUCAGGAAUAAAUGAUGGUGCUGCUGCUGUGGUCCUUAUGAAGAAGUCGGAGGCUGAGAACCGUGGGCUGACACCUUUAGCAGAGAUAGUUUCCUGGUCACAAGCAGGAGUGGAGCCUUCCAUUAUGGGAAUAGGACCAAUUCCAGCAAUAAAGCAAGCUGUUGCAAAAGCAGGCUGGUCACUGGAGGAUGUGGACGUAUUUGAAAUCAAUGAAGCCUUUGCAGCCCUCUCAGUUGCAAUAACUAAGGAACUUGGAUUGAACCCAGAGAAGGUCAACAUUCAAGGAGGGGCUAUAGCCCUGGGCCACCCUCUUGGGGCAUCCGGCUGUCGGAUUCUCGUUACCCUGUUACACACAAUGGAGCGAAAGGGUGGGCGUCGUGGUGUUGCUGCCCUAUGCAUUGGGGGUGGGAUGGGGAUAGCAAUGUGUGUUCAGAGAGGGUGAACCUGCUUCAUUAAACUUGAACCUCAUUUCUUUCUACUAAUAAGGCACUAAUAUGUGAAAUCAGGACCAAUGUGAGGGUGGGAGCCAUCUUCCACUUCACAAGAACCCAGGGCUUGAUGGGUGUACUUUUAAUGUAUAAUAUGCAAGGUACAACUGCAUCUUACAGUGUUAUAAAUAAAAGAAACCAGAUCAGUCAU
Myotis brandtii (Brandt's bat) is the source of this 1445-nucleotide messenger RNA. RefSeq names its product acetyl-CoA acetyltransferase 2 (gene ACAT2). The coding region runs from base 1 to 1248 and encodes 415 amino acids. The record is from RefSeq and is a predicted model, not a curated record. The transcript has 9 exons. NCBI's taxonomy places the organism in Eukaryota, Metazoa, Chordata, Mammalia, Chiroptera, Vespertilionidae. Gene Ontology annotation, molecular function: acetyl-CoA C-acetyltransferase activity. Gene Ontology annotation, biological process: fatty acid beta-oxidation.